AUGAGCUCCUCCUCUGUGCUGGCGCUGGGGAAAGACAGACAACGCCAAUGCGAAUCAAUUGAUAAGAAGGCCUUUCAGACAGUGCUGACAAAGGGCAAGGGCCGGCUGCGGCGGCCGCGCCAGUCCCGCUUCAAGACGCAGCCCGUGACCUUCGAUGAGAUCCAGGAGGUGGAGGAGGAGGGGGUGUCCCCCAUGGAGGAGGAGAAGGCCAAGAAGUCGUUCCUGCAGAGCCUGGAGUGCCUGCGCCGCAGCACGCAGAGCCUGUCGCUGCAGAGGGAGCAGCUCAGCAGCUGCAAACUGAGGAACAGCCUGGACUCCAGCGACUCUGACUCGGCCCUGUGAGGGGCGCCGCCCGCUGCAGGGACUCGCGCGUCUCCGCGCCCGCCGGGAACAAGCGUGCAAACCGGAGACGGCCCCGCGUCCCGGGAACCCCUGAGGACCCGGGACCGCGGCCCCAUCGCGCUCUUGGACUCUCGCCCGGCUGCGAACUGCUCUGUGCGCCGGCCCAGCGCCGCGCUCGCCCUGGAUCCGAGCGUGCGCGCCAGGGAGGGGGCCGCUUUCUUUGCCAUUGUAAAUGUUUCUUUUUUAACUCUUCCUAUUACGAACUCUGCUGUGAGUGUGUGCGGGAAGGCGCGCCGGCUUUGAGUCGCCCGCUUCUUGAGGGCUUCCCGGAGAGCUGCUCCACGCCCUUGUCCGGUGGUUUGCAACUCCGAUUUUGCACACCGCCCCACCACCGUGCCCCCCAGCGCACAACCGUUCACACUCACGCCAACACACUCUCGCUGAACACUUUUAUAACUGUUAGACGCGGCGGAUGGGACUUGGGGCGCAGCGCAGCUCCUGCUAUGACCGGAGGAUUGAUAUUUAUUUUUGCAUUGCGAUGGCUGACAGCGUUUAUUUAACGAUCUUUUUACCUGGAUAUGUCUGAGUCUCCGAAACUGAGACAAAUAAAGUCAGUAUAUUUGCACAGUG
Molecule: messenger RNA, 972 nt
Organism: Hipposideros armiger (great roundleaf bat)
Lineage: Eukaryota; Metazoa; Chordata; Mammalia; Chiroptera; Hipposideridae
Gene: CUNH11orf96
Product: chromosome unknown C11orf96 homolog
Exons: 2
Coding region: 1-342 (113 amino acids)
Source: RefSeq, a predicted model, not a curated record